CAGGGGCGGACUGACCAUUUGGAAACUCGGACACUGCCCGAGGGCCCGGGGUCAGUAGGGGGCCCCAUAAGAUGCCCCUGGUACCUUUUCAUAGGCUUUUUUGAGUUUGGGCAAGGACACAGGGGCCCCAUGAUCCCCUAUUGCCCGGGGGCCCCAUGAGUUGUCAGUCCGCCCCUGGUUGCUGUAUUGUCUCCCGUUAUAUUGUAAAGCUCUAAGCAAACUGUUGGCGCCAUAAAUCCUACAGGAAGGGAGGGGAAA
Molecule: messenger RNA, 258 nt
Organism: Staurois parvus
Lineage: Eukaryota; Metazoa; Chordata; Amphibia; Anura; Ranidae
Source: the annotation of a GenBank genome assembly